GUGCCACCGCUGCUUCCUCCUCCUCUUCCUCCUCCUCCUCCUCCUCCUCCUCUCUUGACAUGGCGGCGUCAGCAGAGCUCUGCGGUCUCAGCGAUGAGGCAGCCUACGGCGCCUGCUCGGAGCCGGAUGCCAGCACGAAGGAUUUUUUGUUCCAGCAGACAAUGUUAAGAGUAAAGGAUCCUAAGAAAUCACUGGAUUUUUAUACAAGAGUUCUUGGAAUGACACUGCUUCAAAAAUUUGACUUUCCUGCUAUGAAGUUCUCGCUCUAUUUCCUGGCAUAUGAAGAUAAAAAUGAUAUCCCGAAAGAUAAAACUGAGAGAACAGCUUGGACCUUCUCUAGAAAAGCUACACUUGAACUGACACACAACUGGGGCACUGAAAAUGAUGAAAGUCAGUCUUAUCACAAUGGCAAUUCAGAUCCCCGAGGAUUUGGACACAUUGGAAUUGCUGUCCCUGAUGUCAAUAAAGCCUGUAAGAGGUUUGAAGAACUAGGAGUGAAAUUUGUGAAGAAACCAGAUGAUGGUAAAAUGAAAGGACUUGCAUUUGUUCAGGAUCCUGAUGGCUACUGGAUUGAAAUUUUGAAUCCUAACCACAUGGUGACUCUCACUUAGUUCUAAUGAAGUAAAUUAUAUGAGAUGCACGUUUUCAGUCCCGUGGAGAAAAUCUGUAAGAGUGUGAAAUUCUGGCUUAAUGGAGAGGAAUCAGUUGUUUUCGGUGUCUCCUCUAAAACUAUCCCCUGGACCUAAAUAUACUUGAAUUCCUUUUUCUUGUCCUGUGAUGCCACUGCAAUUUGCUUCCAAUUAGGAACAGACAACCAUCUUUUGGAAGAGCACUAAUAUAGAUUCUCCUCUUGAACACUAUCCUAAUAUUUCAAUAAACUCAAAAGAUAUGUGACCAGAAAUUGACUGCAUCUCACGCUGUUUAGACUUAAACUAACAACAACAAGUCCUGUUACUACUGAUGUUUUUCAACAAGGAGGAAAAAACCCCACAACUUCAGAAUUUUUUUUUAUGAAGUCAAAAGAUCCUGAAGACUUCAUGCCCUAUCUUGUACACUAGAAAAUAAAAAUGUCAGCCUAACUUUGACUUGAGUAGUAGCAUGUUUCUGAAAUUCCUAAUCUUACUUAUAUUAUGCCAAGCAAAACUCUUUAAGGAGCAGGCUUAAACAGCCUUGCCUGGAACAUGAAACUUUUUUGAGGCAAUAAAUCAGUCCAGCAGAAAGAAUUCAGUCUUUCAGCUUCUGGCUGCUGAUUGACAGGCAAGAUAAGAGGUCUCCUAGUUGCUAACUCAGAGUCAUCCUUCUUGUCUUUUCCAAGAAAGAACUUGCUCAGAAUUUGAUUUUGAUGAAAGUCUGGAGCUAUAUUUAACUUAAAUGCUCUCAGUGUUCUGCAUUAGCUUAAUGAAAACAAGUAUCUGAAACAACAGUUUCCUACUAGCAGAUGUUUUUGAUCUGCCCUCUCAAAAUGAGUGAUGGCUACUGAAAUGAUACCUGUAAAUAGCAGGAAAACAUGUAACACUUAUGUUACACAAAUUAUUUGAAUUUAUGCUGUUCUACCUGUUACGAACAGUGUAAAACAUGUCAAGUUUUGAAAUCCUGUUUUUCCUUCCACCAAGGAAGAAGCCCUCUGCCCUGUCUUACUGUGGUUCGAGUAGCACUUAACUCAGUUAUGUGACUAUUGAGUAGUGUAAUGGCAUUGCAGUUCACUUCCAGAUAAAGCAUUGCUGAAAACUACAAAAUAAUUUUAAAGAACUGUGAGCUGUUUCUUUUCUUUUUUGAAUCCUAGGUAGCUGAAUGUCUAUUUGUUUUGUUUUGUGGAUUCUUUUUGGAGAAGAAAUCUGGUGAUAAAAGGUAGAAUAUGAAUUGGGAGUACAGUAGUGAAGAUAACUGUGUGACUUGAUUGGCAGGAUGUUUUAGUAAUGAGGAUAAUGUGCAGAGUUAAUAACUGUCCAUAACUCCCUGGCUUAUAAAUUAAAACAGAAAUGUAGAAAGUACUGCAAUUGAUUUCUACUAUGCUAAUGACCUAAAUGCUGAGUGUUACUGUCAUCUCUCCUUAUCUGAAAAAUCCUUAAUUCUGGUCUGCCUCAUCUUAACAAGCUAGCAUAUAUAAAUGCAGUAAUUUUAGAGCUCCACAUGAAAAAUCACUCAUAAAACUUAAUCCAAGAUAUCUUACUCAUUUCCAAGGGUAAACGAAAAUAGAUUAUAUGCUUUGUCUGAGCCUUAGUAGGUGUUGGAAAACAGAAUGUGAAAACUAUUGCUGUGCUUAAUACCCCUAUGGAUGUGCAAUCAAUCAUAAAUUCAUUGCAAGGUAGACAGUAACUCAAAAGAUAAUCUUUUUUUUCAGUUUUCUGUUAUAUGAAGCAACCCUGAUUUUUUAAAUUGUCAUUUAUGUCAUAUUUUCUGGCUGGUCUCUACGUAAGCAGAUACUGUGCUUUAGGUUGUGUCUUAUCAGUGUCAUUCAUAUAGAACAGAUUCUUUCCCUUCUUGAAUAUUGGCCAAGUUGCCUUUAUUCUGCAACAAUAACACUGUUGGUUCACAGUUGCAUUCUCUAUUUCUGCCCUCCCAUACCUCCAGAACUAAUACCUACCCUGUUCCCUGUCUUGUUCCUUGUGUGGUUGAUUAUUCUCCUAUAUGUUAGGUCAUUUUGAUAGAGACAAUAUAGUUGCUACUGUUGGGAGUGACAUGUCCUGAGUGAGCUGUCCUAAUAGCUGUCACCACAUGAUCUCACAGUCAUCUUUGUCCCAGAUGUGGAGCUUUUGACAUUGCACCCCCUGCCCCAAGCAGGCUAACUUAGCUUAAUAAAGUGGCAAAGAUUUUCUUGAA
Molecule: messenger RNA, 2820 nt
Organism: Grus americana (Whooping crane)
Lineage: Eukaryota; Metazoa; Chordata; Aves; Gruiformes; Gruidae
Gene: GLO1
Product: glyoxalase I
Exons: 6
Coding region: 60-611 (183 amino acids)
Molecular function (GO): metal ion binding; lactoylglutathione lyase activity
Source: RefSeq, a predicted model, not a curated record